CCCAAGCUCGACGUAGGAAAUCAACCGACGAGGCGGCCCCCUCUCAACGUCGUCCCGAAGCGGCGACGCGUCGGCAGUCGUUUGCCGAUGCGCCACCGUCACGCCUCAACGUCGAAAGGAGACGUCCUUCGCCGCGUUGUGGGAGCUCAACGCUUAGAUGGGAGGAUAAUGUGCACGAUUCAAAGUGCAAACCCCUUCGCGCUCCGAAUCGAAACUGAAAAAAAAAACAAACAAACAAUCCAACAGCUAGGACAACCUAUGGACCAGAUCUGAGGAACCACCCUGGAGCCAACAACCUCUGGUGCGAAGCAAUCCCCCCACCAAUCAUUUGGCAGGCCGCUACGCGAAGGAACAGGAAGAGUCAAAGGAAGUUUAAGGAAGCAAUCCAAGGAAGUCAAUAGGAAGAAGAAGAAGCCACCAAGAGGAUGAAGAAAAGCCAAAACUAUAUGGGAUAUUUGUGACCGUACGUCAAACGUCGAUCGCUCGUCGAUAGUCACAAGUAGCCGCCGCUGGUCGAAAAAGCGGGAUGUCUCUCUCUCUCUCUCCGAUGUGCGUUCGCGAGUGUGUCUGUCCGUGUGUGUGUACGGGAGUUUAGAGACGCGGUGACUCGCCGAGGCCAGAGUUGCCCUGCGCGCGGGCGACUCAGCGGCGAGGAGGCGAAGCCGCGUCGAGCAGUGCCACAACGACGACAACGACGACCGAAGCGACAAGAGGAAGAGGAGGGAGCUCAAAAAAAGGGUACCGGUGGCGAUGCCUGCUCGACGAAGACGACGCGAUCCAAUGACCGGACGACGGCGACAAAAUCGCAUCGGUCGAGGAAAACGCCCAAUUCUUAGGGUAAUCGGAUAGAGCAGUAGAUUAGUGUUGAAGAGAAACAACUAACAGUGUUCGAUACAUCUCAGAAAGAAUAAUGAGCUAACCUGACAGGUCCGUGUCAACGAUAAGGCGCGGACCCUGCUGUAGAUGUAACUACAACACUUUUUGCCGUUAUUUUUUUUUUUUGCGACUCGGUGACUUUGUCUUUUAAACGUCGCGCGCUCGAAUGAAGCAACGUUGGCCACUCUGCGUCUUUCGGCCGACGCGCGCUGCUGCCAACUCCGAGGCGGCUAAAAAAACAUCAUCUUAUCGGAGAGAGUCGGACGCGCCGCUGCCACCGCGCCGAGUCUGGACUUUGGGCGCUACAUGUGUCAACGUGUUUGUGUACACUCGAGUGCACGCACACAGACAUAGACGUUGGACUUUGGAGACGCAGACUUGCACGUCAAACAUCCGCACCUGCGGCUCGCUCGCUUCAUAUACAGCUCGAGGAUCCUGGGAUUAACACACAGACAUAUACACGCAUACGAGUGUGAGAGACGCGCCGCCGCUGCUCGUAGCAGAAUAGACCUGCGCGCACUCGGCGCAGCUAUAUAGAUAAUAAGGAAUAGAGAAGAAAAAUCCAGCUGCUCCACGCGCAAAGCUCGAUAGCAUAUAUUAUAGACACAAAGUGCCAGACAGAUAUUAGAGAAGAGCUGCUGCUGCUGUGUGUGCGUCUAGUGUGUAUACUGCUAUAUACAUCUGCGCCGAUACAUUAUAAUAUUGCUCUCGUGUAUAGCCGCGACGGUAUACAUACAGUUUGUGCAUGUGUGUCUGGUGGUGCGUCAGCGCGUGCCUCGUAACGUAUAAUAAUAUACACAAUUGCCGCGCGCCCAUACGCGAGUGAGUGCGUGUGUCUGUGUAUGUAGUAUACUACUGCUCCAGAGACUCUCCUGUGUGCUGCUCGUGUGUGUGUGUGUGUGUGCGUGUGGUGUACAACAUUAGUCGAUACAUAUACGCAUCCUCUCGGACACUUUCUCGGCUCUCUCGCGCGCGCACAAGUGUAUAAUAGGCAGUGGUAGUUAAUAGUGAUCACCCGAAAUAACUCGGCUUCGGUGAAUCGAUCGAGCCGACGACCUCGCGGUUACGAUAAUAAUAUCGCGCUCGGCUGCACUGUCCGGGAUCGCGACAGCAGCCACCCCCCCGCGCGUCAGCCUGUUGCUCGACCAUUAGUGACCAGGAGCCUCUUAUACGCACACUCGGGGGCUCUCGAUAUAGUCUAGAAGCUGCUGUCUCUCGUUCUUCGUCUUGUUAUUGUUAUUCUACUUGCUAUUGUUGACAGCUUCGUUGUUGUCGUGUUUUACAUUGUUUAUUGCGGCCACCGUCGAGUUCGGUCGCCGCGAUACUCGUCGUCUGCGAGUUGUGAUCUAUCCUCGCUGAUCAGCGCCUCGUUGUUUUUCCUUUAUUUACAAUCGCAGCGUUCGUCAUGUCCAAGAACAAGCUGAAUCUGACCCUACCACCUGGUUCCAUCGAGCCAGCACCGCCGGUCUCGCCCUCGCCACCAGUUGCACCAGCAGCUUACAACGAGGCAGCUCCUGUCAUACCAGACGGCGUAAUGGGAAAAAUGAGCAUCGAUGCUAUUCAAGAGCGAUUAGAAGAACUUGGCAUGGACGAAGAACAGAGAAAAAGACUUGAAAGCUUCUUGGGUCAAAAAGAGAAGGUUGGCGAGUUGUGCGAUGAAGACUUUGAAAAACUUGGCGAACUUGGAGCUGGAAAUGGUGGUGUUGUCAUGAAAGUUAGGCAUAAAAAGUACGGACUCAUAAUGGCAAUGAAGCUUAUACACUUAGAAGUCAAACCUGCUAUCAAAAAACAAAUCAUCAGGGAGCUCAAAGUACUCCACGAAUGCAACUUUGCUCACAUUGUUGGUUUUUAUGGUGCUUUCUACAGUGAUGGAGAAAUUAGUAUUUGCAUGGAAUAUAUGGAUGGCGGAUCAUUGGAUCUUAUACUUAAAAAAGCUGGGCGAAUACCAGAACCAAUAUUAGGAACCAUCACAUCUGCGGUGCUCAAGGGUCUGAGCUAUCUGCGCGACAAGCACGCGAUAAUGCAUCGCGACGUCAAGCCCAGCAACAUACUCGUCAACAGCGCCGGCGAGAUCAAGAUCUGCGACUUCGGCGUCUCGGGACAGCUGAUCGACUCCAUGGCGAACUCGUUCGUCGGCACUCGCAGCUACAUGUCGCCCGAGCGUCUCCAAGGCACCCACUACUCCGUGCAGAGCGACAUUUGGUCUCUGGGCCUGUCGCUCGUCGAAAUGGCCAUCGGCAUGUAUCCGAUUCCGCCCCCGGACGAGAAGACGAUCAACGCGAUAUUCGGCAGGACAUCGGCGGCCGCGGCGGCGGCGGCGUCGCCCUCCGCGGGCAGCGAAGCCAGCGCGGCUGCGGCGGGCUCCAUGAAUUCCGUCAACAAUUCGACCGGUGCAACGUCUUCGGGGGUCGCGUCGGCGGGCCCAGCAAACAGCUCCGCUGCCCUGAUUAAUCCGUCUCCAGCGCACAGCUUCAAACGAUUAUCUCAGCUUCCAGACAGGAAACGCCCAUUUUCCCAAUUUCCAGUUGGAAAUCGAUUGUCUCAUAUUCCAGAUCCGAGUAGUCCACGGCCCAUGGCGAUAUUCGAGCUGCUGGAUUACAUUGUAAACGAGCCACCGCCAAAGCUGCCACCUGGAAUUUUCAGCGACUCCUUCACGGACUUUGUUAAUCGUUGCCUGAAAAAGAAUCCAACCGAACGAGCGGAUUUAAAAACUCUCAUGAAUCACGAAUGGAUCAAAAAAGCAGAAUCGGAAAACGUCGACAUCGCCGGCUGGGUGUGCAGAACAAUGGAGAUUCAGCCUACGACCCCGACGCGUUUGGCUAACGUACAAUCCUGAAUAAAUGUCACUCUUACAUACUUGACCACUUGUAUCCGCGUCCAAUACUCUUGAGUCGCAUUUUUUAACUCUUGUUCCUUUAAUUUGUCUCCAAGUACUUUUUCUUCCUACUUUACUCAACGCGUGUGUAGAGUUUGAUAUCGGUAACUAAUGUGCACGCUCCGCACAGUGGCGUACUUUUAAUUUUUUUUUUUUCUGUCUCUUUCUAGUGUUCUGUUGUUAUUUGUUUAUUCAGUUACGAUCGUCGAUUCCCACAACGGAUAUAUAAUUAUAUUGAAGCUUCGUAGAUGUUUAACUAUAUAUAAUAUAAAAUAUACGUAUGCUUGUAUUGAUGAUAAUAGUCAAUUUUAUUUAUGUGAUAACAAAGAUAGUUGCCCAUCGAAACGAUCGUAUCGAACACCGUGUCAUAUUGCUGUACAGAAUUUGUAUUUUCGCGCAACAAGAGUUUUAUGUGUUAAAUGUGUAAAUAGGAGCAUAAGCAUUUUUUUAAAAAUGCCAAGGGGUACGUGAAAUAUGAGGCUGUUAACUUAACUCUACCUUUUUUUCGUAUCUCGCCACUGAUGUUUUAACAAUUUGUUUUAUACUAUUUUUUCUUGUCAAAUUACAUCGUUUUAUUUAAAAGUAUGUAAGAACAAAUAAAAUAAUCAAGAAAGUUUGAUAAUAAUUUUCAACUGCUACUUGCUCAAAAUAUAUAUGACAUAUAUACUAUAAAAAAACGAGUUCUUCUGUAAUAGACAAGAAAAUAAAAAAGGAUAAAAAUAAUCUACUUGGAAUACUAACAGUAUAGCGUGAAAAAAAAAUACCUGAGUGAAUUAUAAAAGUAUAUAGCGAUAUAAUCUAUAAUAUUGAAUGUGUUGUGGCAUUAUAAAUGCAUUUAUGCGUUGAUUUUUGUGAGAUUUGUACCUGAAUGCUGUAUAUAUCUUUAUUAAAUCAAGCUUCUUCGAUCAAAAUUGAUCCAAUUUAUAAACAUUAUACACUUGAAUUUUAAUAAAGCAAACAUCUAAUACUUCA
Messenger RNA from Trichogramma pretiosum, 4723 nucleotides. RefSeq names its product dual specificity mitogen-activated protein kinase kinase dSOR1 (gene Dsor1). The coding region runs from base 2282 to 3712 and encodes 476 amino acids. The record is from RefSeq and is a predicted model, not a curated record. Gene Ontology annotation, molecular function: protein kinase activity; ATP binding. NCBI's taxonomy places the organism in Eukaryota, Metazoa, Arthropoda, Insecta, Hymenoptera, Trichogrammatidae. Gene Ontology annotation, biological process: protein phosphorylation. The transcript has 7 exons.